Molecule: messenger RNA, 1141 nt
Organism: Gordionus sp. m RMFG-2023
Lineage: Eukaryota; Metazoa; Nematomorpha; Gordioida; Chordodea; Parachordodidae
Product: protein PF3D7_1417600-like
Exons: 3
Coding region: 11-1141 (376 amino acids)
Cellular component (GO): NSL complex
Source: RefSeq, a predicted model, not a curated record
UUUAUCCAUCAUGAAUACUAAUACAAAAAAUUCAGAUUAUCUAACAUUAGCCAAAACCAAUGUUUUAAAUCAUUCAUGGAUUAAUGAAUUUAAUCCUAAUAAUUUAUUGAAUUAUGAAAAUAUGAAUAUUUCUGUAGAAAAUAUUUUAGACAAAUCAGAUUAUGUGACUGCUGAGGAAACUUCAACAAUUCUUAUCAACAAAAUGAAAAUCUUACAAAAUAUGUAUAUAGACCACUUAAAGACUCUAAAACGUGAAUACAUUAAUGAAAGAAUUAAAAUGGUUGAUUAUAUCAAAGAUAAAGAAAAGAAUUUAAGGACAACUGAUUAUAUAGAUCAACAAUCAAGCGCAUCAACCAAAACAGAUCUGAAUGAACGUCAAAUGCUUUUGAAAGCUUAUACACGAUACCACAGACCACAUGGCAAAGAAGGCGAUUUUAUCAUUCGCUCUCGUAAUAGAAGAUGGCAAUUUACCAAUUUUUUUGACCAAAAAUAUCUCAGGAAAAAGUAUAAAAACUUUUUAGAUAACAAUGAUUUGACUAUGUCCUCGUCUCAAAAACCAAUUCAAGUCAGAUGUCAUUACUUUCUUAAUGAAGAUAAUAAAGACUUUUUAAAUGGCAACUCAUCAGGUGACAUAAUGUCUGAGCUCUUAGAAGUUAAAAUUACACACAAUCUUAAAUCUGAACAAAAUAAGCCUCCGGAUGACGAUUAUAAGUGCACCUCUUAUCUAAGCCAGAAUUUGAAGAAUAUUAAACGAAAUAGAAAUAGGAAGAAUAGUGGUAGAGCUGGUGGCAGGUCAAAAAAUAGAAAUAGAGUAAAAUCCAUUUCUAGCCUUGAUUUCACGGAUGUAAUAGAAAAUCUUGAUGCAAAAUUGAGUGACAAUGAUGGCAAAAGAUGUGACAAAAUAUCUCUACCUUUUUCGAAAUAUUGUCACAAUCAUGUUUUAUAUGAUAAGAAACAAAAAUUAUUUGUCCCAUGUGAUAAAGAUAAUGUGUUUUUUGAUGAAAACAAAUGUGAUAAAGAAAUUAAUUUCAAUCAUAUUACAUCCACUUUAAAUAUUUCAAAUGUUAAAUGUAAAGUUCCUAUUCUUGAUAUCUCAAUAUUUGAUCAAUGCCCUCUACAUGUCAUUAGCAAUAAAUUAUAA